AUGUCUCCCUCAACCUCACCCCCUCGACCAGAAAUGGUCCAGAUAACCUCCCCUUCAGACCCAGAACAAGCAAUCUCACCAACAAUAACCCGCAUCAACGCAGCCUACGACUGGACAUCCCCCAGCGACCCUUCCAACCCCCGAAACUUCUCCCUCCUCACCAAAACCCUCAGCAUAGCAUCUAUAACAUCCCUCGCGUGGUCAUCCUGUAUCGCCGGCGCAAUAUACGCUCCCGCCCAAACAGCCGUCAGCCAUGACUUUCAUACAAACCGUUUACUUACUGUCCUGCCUCUGAGCUUGUAUAACCUCGGCAUGGCGUGUGGUCCACUCGUCGGAGCACCGCUAUCUGAAACAUAUGGCCGCAAGACGGUAUAUGUUGCUACGACGCCUAUAUUCCUUGCUUUUCUGCUGGGAUCGGGAUUUGCGCGGGAUAUCGUGAGUUUAUCGAUUUGUCGGUUCUUUGCAGGGAUGUUUGCGUCGCCGAAUGUUAAUAAUACAUCUGCUACUAUAAUGGAUUACUGUGCGCCGCAGUAUCGGGGUGCGAGUUUGGGGAUAUACUACUCGAUUCCUUCGCUUGGAGCAGCUGUUGGACCGCUUGUUGGGGGGUUUGUGCAGAGGUCUUUUGGGUGGCGUUGGACGCAGUGGGUUGCUGUUGUGAUAACGUGUGUUCUUUACAUACCUGUUUUGUUCACGAGGGAGACUUAUAAAAAGGUUGUUCUACGAAGACGAGCUAUCAGGAUGGGGUUGGGUGAUAGCUCGUCUCAGCAAACAACUGUUGUUAGGACGAUUCGACACUUCUUUACGGUUCUUAUCCUUCGACCGCUUCAUAUGCUAUUUACUGAACCAAUCGUCACUCUAGUCAGUCUCUACAACGGCUUUAUCUUUGGAUUAUUGUACACAUUCAUCAUAUCCGUCCCGUGGAUCUUCAGACAUUACUAUGAUUUCAGCGCAACUGGCGAAUCCCUCUCAUAUCUGGGCAUAACUCUCGGCACGCUCUUCGCCUGCGCGCCCUUCGUCCUAAUCGACUUCUCAUACUAUCAAAAGCGUCUUAUCCACUGGAUCCAAAUCCACGACCUAAGCGAGCCUUUUCCCCCAGAGCACCGUCUCAUCUCCUCCAUGAUCGGGAGUUUUCUCCUCCCCGCCAGUCUCCUCAUAGCAGGAUGGACAGCUGAAUUCCGCGUCCACUGGAUUCUCCCCAUCUUCUUCCAGGGACUGACGAUGAUGGCAUGUCUUUUGAUCUACGCUGGUAUAUUCGUUGAGCUUUGCGUUCCCGAUGUUUUCGUUGCAGAUGUUUGA
Molecule: messenger RNA, 1296 nt
Organism: Fusarium verticillioides 7600
Lineage: Eukaryota; Fungi; Ascomycota; Sordariomycetes; Hypocreales; Nectriaceae
Exons: 2
Coding region: 1-1296 (431 amino acids)
Biological process (GO): spermidine transport; spermine transport; transmembrane transport
Molecular function (GO): spermidine transmembrane transporter activity; spermine transmembrane transporter activity
Source: RefSeq, a predicted model, not a curated record